This is a messenger RNA of Chironomus riparius, 2446 nucleotides long. The record is from the annotation of a GenBank genome assembly. Lineage: Eukaryota; Metazoa; Arthropoda; Insecta; Diptera; Chironomidae.
CUUAAAGAUCACAAAAACUUUUUUAUCUUCAAAGUUUUAAGAUAAUUUCAAAAUUUGCGAUAGUUGUGCAAUAAUUUUGUAAAACUUUAACUUUGUGGCCGGAAAGUGACAAUAAUUGUACUAAUUUUGCUCAUUUAAGCUGAAUUGUGAUCAAAUUUAGAGUUUAUAACAAGUUAUUCUUGAGAUUCGCUAAAAAGCACAAAAAAAAAUAGGAACGUUAAAAAACAAAUGUGUCAGUGACGUUGCAUAAAACAUUGAGAAUCUUAAAAGCUUUUGAAGGCUGCGAUUUAAAAUGAAUCUUUGGAUUUAUAUUUUAUUUUGUGGAUUAUUUUGGCUAACAAAUCAAGUCUCGGCUCAGACUGCAAAUUGUGAUUACAAAUAUGAAAAUCACUUGAUUCAAGGCUUUAAAACCUUAAAUACUUCUUAUUAUAGAUGUGAUUUGGACACAAGACAAGCAAAUUAUAAUGAAAAAUUAACAAGAAUUGAUGGACAACAUGGAACUGGACUUAGUGAUGCUGAUGUGAAAUCGAUUGUUCCUUAUAAAGACAACAAACUGAGAACAUUUUCAUCAAUUUUCUGCCAAAAGUUUUCAAAUCUUGAAGUAAUUUAUUUAAGUGAUGCAGAACUGGAAUUAAUUGAUGAAGAUUCGCUGUCAAAUUGCAAGAAUUUGGAUAAAAUGACCUUAUUUGGAAACAAGAUUCGAGAAAUUCCAAAAAAUUUGCUGACUCAAAACUCAAAUCUGACUUAUUUUUUGAUAUCUGACAAUCAACUGACAACGUUGCCUGAAAAUUUGUUCCUCAAUCAAAAGGAACUUAGGAAUUUAGAUUUAAGUGAUAAUCAAAUAAAUGUCCUGCCCGGCAACAUUUUUCGCCCACUUGUAAAGCUUGAAGUGCUAAUUUUGUCCAAAAACAAGCUCCAAUCAAUUAAUCCAGAUUGGUUUGUGAAUUUGCAGAAUUUAAAGUGGUUAGGUUUGGAUGAAAAUCAAAUUGUAGAAAUUCCAUCAAAAUGUUUUGCAUCUCUUAAAAAUUUGGAAAUAUUUUGGAUUAACGAAAACAGAAUUAAAUCUUUAAAAUCGGACAACUUUAAUGGUCUUCAAAAUUUACACACAUUGUCUUUGUACAGCAAUGACAUUUCAGACCUGCCAGCUGGUGUCUUCACUCAGUUGACAAAUUUGCAAGAGUUAAGUUUAAAUAGCAACAAGUUGACAAAAAUUCACUCUGAUUCCUUCGGUGUUCACAGCCAGUUGGCAAGAGUUUAUUUCCAAGGUAACAAAAUCAACGCAAUUGAUCCAAAAGUCAUCGACAAAACAUCAAUUUUAAUCCUCAACAUGGCAAAUAACAUCUGCAGUCAGCUCCUUACAGAAACUAAAAGUAAAAUAAAACAAGAUCUGAAAAUGUGCUUCGAAAAUUAUCAACCGCGAAGUCAUCAUCAAGCUCAGUGUGGUAAAUCAUUGAAAGGACAAGGAAAUAUUAUCGGAGGAACUCAGAUUAGCAGCGGUGACUUUCCAUGGAUUGCAGCCUUAAUGACACCAAAAGGAAAAUACUUCUGUGGAGGAACUCUUGUGUCCAGUCAUAAAGUUGUCACAGCUGCUCACUGCAUCCAAGAAAAGAAGACUUAUAAUCGCUUAGCAGCCGGCGACUUGAUUGUUCUCCUGGGUGCACAUGAUUUGGAUAAUUCUAUUGAAAUUGGAAGAGUCUCUCAUGCUGUUUACAAAGUCAAUGUUCAUCCUGACUGGAACACCUUAACACAGGCAUAUGAUGCUGAUAUUGCAGUUUUGGUACUUGAAAAGGAAGUCACAUUCAACGAGCAUGUUCAGCCAUUAUGUUUAGCAAGCUCUAGCUCGAAAGCUGCAUCUAUUUCAUUUGGUGCUGUCAUUGGCUAUGGCAAAAGUGAAGAUGACACUAAAGACCAUGAAAACAUCCCAAAAAUCCUUUCCACUCCAAUUCAUAGUAAUAGUGACUGCUUACAUAAGUAUGAAGACCUAGCAUUGCUCUCAAGUGGACGAACAUUUUGUGGUGGUUCAGGCACAGGUGUUGGUGUCUGCAGAGGUGACAGUGGAGGUGGAUUAAUUGUGACUGAUGGAAGUGCUUAUUAUCUUCGUGGUGUUGUGUCAUCAUCAUUAAUUGGAGGACCUUAUGGAUGUGACGUCGACAUUUAUGCUGUAUUUACUGAUGUGACUAAAUUCGUCGAUUGGAUUAAUGGAAUUCCAACAGAUCGGUUUGCAGUACGUCGUAAGAAGUAGAACAGAUCCGCAUUUUGGCAAAAAUAAAACUUUUUGGUGAUGGAGUUAUUUUUUUUUAAAAAAAAUAAAUUUUUGGGGUUAUGUUACUAACACCACUAAAAAAAUGGGUCUGGAAUCAAAAAUAUUUUUCUUAAAUUAAUUUGUAAUUUUCAAAAAAAAAUUAUUCAAUAAAAAUGAUACUUAAUUGUCAAUAAUUAUCUAGCA